Molecule: messenger RNA, 17279 nt
Organism: Salvelinus fontinalis (brook trout)
Lineage: Eukaryota; Metazoa; Chordata; Actinopteri; Salmoniformes; Salmonidae
Product: histone-lysine N-methyltransferase 2A-like
Exons: 34
Coding region: 33-12917 (4294 amino acids)
Biological process (GO): positive regulation of DNA-templated transcription
Cellular component (GO): nucleus; histone methyltransferase complex
Molecular function (GO): zinc ion binding; DNA binding; histone H3K4 methyltransferase activity
Source: RefSeq, a predicted model, not a curated record
UCUGAUCUUAGGGCAGACAGGCAUAGUGUAAAAUGGCGCACAGCUGUCGGUGGCGGUUCCCCGCUCGGCCCGGAGGGAGCAGCAACUUAGGCACCGGGAGGAGAGCGGGCCGAAUCCGGGUCACGGCCUCCCUCCGAAGUGGCGCUGGGACCAACCCGAACACGGCUGGGCUCGGGCCCGGCUUUGAUGCAGCGUUACAGGUCUCAUCUGCUAUCGGUUGCAACCUGCAGACAUUUCGGGAUGUUUUGGGGGAGUCGAGUGGUUCAAGCAGCGGGGAGGAAGGAGCAUUUGGAGGGUUUAGUACAGUCAGUGAACACCGACAAAAACAGAGUCCCUCAAGGACGUUGGCAGUUACUCCCACGCAGGAGAAGAAGCCCAGAGGCCGACCCCCACGGGCCCUGACUGCACAGAAAGGGGCCGCAGGCGCCGGCCCUUCGCCUGCUUUGGGGAAACCUGAGGGCCAGGAACGGCUUGCGGAGAAGGCCAAGCGGCUGCCCGGGAGGCCGCCUGGCUCCGUAGAGAAGAGGAGAGGCCGUCCUCCAGCCUCUGUCACACAGAGGAGUUGGGAGGCCCGCAGCCAUGCAGCCAACAACAAUGACAGCAGGCAGGUGGGGCAGGAGCACGCCUCCACAGCUGCACACCGCAAGGACAGGGCCGAGGACGGGAAGGAGAAGAAGGCCACCAAGAGAACGCCCCUGGGCUCCGUGCAGCAGCAGCACGACACAGAGGCCAAUCCUCCCAAAGCGAGCCGCGUGUCCAAGGUGACCAAACUGAAGCGGCUGCGCGAGGUCAAACUGAGCCCGCUCAAGUCGCGGCUCAAGGCCAUCGCCAGGAAAUGUGUACCGGUGCCCGGCAUGCCUCGGCGCAGACGAGGACGGCCUCCCUCUGCCGAGCGCCUCAAAGCCGAGGCUGCCUCCGCUGCUUCCCAGGCCCCUGGUUCAGAUGAAACCAAACAAAAGGCCUUCAGGGUCCGCCGGGACAGAUAUAGGGACCCCCACACUCCUCAACAGCAGUCUAAGCUCAGGGCGUCCCACGUUGCUGAGGAGGACGACAGCCCCGACGUCCACAGCUCCUCCCCGCCCUCCAGCCCGCUCGCCGAAUCCUCUCCUUCCAAGCUGGGCAGGCCGCUGAACCUGAGAACCAGCCCUCGCCACGUCAAGCCCGUGCGGAUCGUUCCCCCCUCCAAACGCACUGACGCCGCAAUCGCCAAGCAGCUGCUGCAGCGCGCCAAGAAAGGUGCGCAGAAAAAGAAACUGUUAGAGAAGGAGGCGGUGGCCAUAGGAAGCCAGGGGGGGGCAGGCAUGGAGGCAGGCAUCCGGAAGAGGAGGAGAACGCAGCUGAAGAACAUCAGGCAGUUCAUCAUGCCUGUGGUGAGCACCGUCUCACUGCGCAUCAUCAAAACCCCAAAACGCUUCAUCGAGGACGAGGGCAGCUUCGGGGCCCCUCACCCCCACAUGAAGAUGGCACGGUUCGAUGCUGUCCCGCCCCCUGUCGCUCCCCCCCAGCCCGCCUCGGCCUCCUCCCCCAUGCGGGCGUCUACAGUUGCAGUUACUACCGCCGCUGCUACAGCCGUGACCGCAGCUCCGGUUGACACCAUCCCUCCCCCCGCCGCCAUCGCAGCCAGCAGUGCUACGGCCGUGGCGGCCAGUCUGCUCAACAACCGCUGCAACAACAGCACCAGCAACGGGCGCUUCAGCAGCAGUGCCGCCUCGUGUGGCUCCAGCGCCAUGUCCCAGCACUCCUCCCAGCUCUCGUCGGGAGAGUCGUCCCGCUCCAGCAGCCCCAGCCUGGACGACUCGUCGUGCGACUCCCAGGCUUCGGAGGGCACUCAGACCCUGUCCGAGCGAGACCACUCCCCGUCCUCCCAGGGAGAGAGGGAGGGGGACUUGCUGCACACAGCCAGGCCGCUGUCGGAGCCCGAGCCGGAGCAGCGGGUGCUGAUUGAGAGGGGCCGGCGGGGCCGCAGAGGCCAGGGUGUGGGCAGGGGCAGCCUUGGGGCAAGGGGAAGAGGCAGCCUGGCCACCGGAGGGAAGAAGGCCAUCAUCAGUCCAGCCACAGGAGUGUUGAUGUCCAAUUCUCAACAGGCUGCCUCCUCGUCCCCCCCACCUCCUCCUCUCCUUAGCCCUCCACAGCAGGCCCAGUCAGGCUCCAUUACGGCAGAACAUCACCCCCACUCCCCUUGGAUCCUGCCCCACCCGUUUCUCCAAGGCCCGUCAUUGGUGCUCUCCAGCCUGCAGGACAAGCGAAGGUCCAUCUUGAGAGAGCCCACCUUCCGCUGGACAUCACGGUCUCGCACCGAGCAGCAGUACUUCUCCUCCGCUAAGUACGCCAAGGAGGGUCUUAUCCGCAAGCCCAUCUUCGACAAUUUCCGCCCUCCCCCUCUCACGGCCCAAGACGUAGGUCUAAUGCCCCAUGGUGCCGGGGGGGUUGCUCCAGUGGGUUACCCCGCGCCAGGCAGUGGCGGUGGGUCCGGGGCCGGCACCCGCCUGUACUCCCCGCUGCACCACCACCACCAGCAGCACCCCUCGUCCUGCUUCGAGUCACCGCUCCAAAAGCGCAGCCCACUGCUGCGCGCCCCACGCUUUACUCCCAGCGAGGCGCACUCGCGCAUCUUUGAGUCGGUCACCUUGCCGUCGUCAUCGGGGAGCAGCCCGGGAUCGCUGUCCCCCCUCCAGUCCUCCCCCAAGUCGGGCCGGUCGGUGAGACGCAGGAGGAGGAAGACCCUGGGACCCCUGCGUGGGCAGCCCCGGUCUCCAUCACACUCCAUGACCACACGGAGCAACCAGCCAGGGGCCCCACCAGGAAAGGCCCCCUCUGAACUGUGUCUGCUGACAGGCUCUGUCUCCACUGGUGCCAGCAGCACCUGUAGCUCCUCCAGCUCUCUGCCCACUAGUGCCUUAACACCUGCCCCUUUCAGUACCUUCUCACCGGGCCCCCUGGGCCUCUCCUCACAUGGGCCUUCCUCCUCCGAUGGACACAGAGCAGCCGGGAGCCUUGGUGGCGGUACUGGUGGUAACUCCGCCUCUUCCUCCUCUUCCCAACUCUUCCCCCUCUUCACUUCCAGCCCCCAGGAGACGGGCCGCGGUGCCGGGAAAGGGGGGAGAGAGAGGAGCACCUCGGCUUCCCGGGAAUCGGCUCCUGUGAAGGAGAUGGAAAGGGAGACUGAGAAAAGCAGAGAGCGUGAGAAAGAGAACAAAAGGGAAAGUAGAAAAGAUUGGGAGAGGAGAGGGAAGGCGUCCACCCCAGACGCCUCUCCUAAUACGACCCCCAGCAUGUUUGCCGUGGAGGGGAGGGACGGGGAGGAGUCUCUGACCUCCAUCGCUCCUAAAAAGACACCUGGGAGGAAGAAGUCUGUGUCCGUAGACUCGGGUACAGAGACGGCACCUGUAGACAGGGCUGCAGUCCACUCCUCUUUUCCCCUUAUCUUGACCAAGGGCCGCGCCUCCAAAAAGACCCGGCCCUUGGAGAGGGGGCCAGAGGCUGAGCCUGGGGAGAAGGAGAAAACAAGUGCCCCUGCCCAGCUGACAGGCCUCCCCCUGGGGCAGAUCGGCAGCAAGAAGCCCCUGGCUGCCCCGUCACUGGGUUCCAUGCUGGCGCACGCCGAGAAGCUGCCUGUGGCCGACAAGCGGGUGGCAGGCCUGCUGAAGAAGGCCAAAGCGCAGUUGUUCAAGAUCGAGAAGAGCAAGUCGCUGAAGUCUCCAGACCAUCCUAAAGUUCAGAGCCAAGAGAGCGACUCUUCGGAGACGUCGGUGCGAGGGCCGCGCAUCAAGCACGUGUGUCGGCGCGCCGCUGUGGCCCUGGGCCGCAACCGGGCCGUGUUCCCCGACGACAUGCCCACCCUCAGUGCCUUGCCGUGGGAGGAGAGAGAAAAGAUCCUGUCUUCCAUGGGGAAUGAUGACAAAUCUUCAGUGGCGGGCUCGGAAGAAGCGGAGCCCCAGUCCCCUCCCAUCAAGCCUGUGAUGAGGCACACCAAGACUAUCCAGGAGGGAGGGGCGGUGCCCAGGAAGGGGCGGCGGUCGCGGCGCUGCGGGCAGUGUCCUGGCUGCCAGGUCCCUGAGGACUGCGGAGUCUGCACCAACUGCCUGGACAAGCCCAAGUUCGGGGGCCGCAAUAUCAAGAAGCAGUGUUGCAAGGUCCGAAAGUGUCAGAACUUGCAGUGGAUGCCUUCCAAGAUUUUUCUCCAGAAGCAAGGAAAAGGCAAAAAAGACAAGAAGAACAAACUGUCAGAAAAAAAGGAGGCGCUACACCCAGUCAAGGACCCAACAAGCGCUGAGCCUAGUCUCAAACCGUCCCCGCCACCUUUGAAGGAGGAGCCCCCUCACAAAAAGAGUGAAACCCCUCCCCCGAAGCCAGCUGAGGAGAAGCAAAAACAGCCGCUGCCACAGUUGCAGUCCCCCCCAGUCGAGAAUCCUACCCCCCUAAACGACCAGCCCCCCCAGACCCCAAGCUGCGCCACCGCCCAUGGGCAAGACCAGAAACAUUCUGCAACGGCACCCACGGGUGCUGCUAGUAGGAAGGAACGCAAGCCGCAGCAGCCCACCCCUCCCUCCUCCCCUUUUUCUUCGUCGUCCUCCUCGCUCCAGAGCUCCCCCUCCCCACCAACACCCCAGCAGAGGCCCCAGCCCACCCAGGGGCCUGCAAGAAAGGAGGGAGGAGGGGCUCCCAAGUCUCCACCCACAGAAACCAAGAGGAAGCCCCAGCAGCAGUGCUUGGCCACACCCAUCACAGACACAGCACCCGAAGGGAAGCAAAUGAAGAAACAGACUCCUCGCUCUGUCCCACCACAACCUAAACCCACCAAACCAAAAGAAAAGCAGCAGAAGCCGUUGGCCACCAAACUUGAGACCAGUACUUUAAACUUGCUGAGCACUCCCUCGACUGGGGUCACCGCCAAGCAGAAAGUGCCCAGCGACGGAGUGCACAGAAUCAGAGUAGAUUUUAAGAAGGACCAUGAUGUGGAGAACGUGUGGGCCACGGGCGGCCUCAGCCUCCUCACCUCCGUCCCAAUCACUCCACGGGUCGUCUGCUUCCUCUGUGCCAGCAGUGGCAACGUCGAGUUUGUAUUCUGCCAGGUGUGCUGCGAGCCCUUCCAUCUCUUCUGCUUGGGGGAGACUGAGCGCCCUCUGGAGGAGCAGUGGGAGAACUGGUGUUGCCGCAGCUGUCGCUUCUGCCACACCUGUGGCCUCCAGCACCAGAAGACUAAACAGCAACUUCUGGAGUGUGAGAAGUGCCGAAACAGCUAUCACCCCGAGUGCCUGGGACCCAACCAUCCCACCAGGCCCACCAAGAAGAAACGGGUCUGGAUCUGCACCAAGUGUGUGCGCUGUAAGAGUUGUGGGGCCACAAAACCUGGGAAGGCCUGGGACGCCCAGUGGUCACAUGACUUCUCCCUAUGUCAUGACUGUGCCAAACUCUUUGCUAAAGGUAACUUCUGCCCCCUUUGCGAUAAGUGCUAUGACGAAGACGACUACGACAGCAAGAUGAUGCAGUGUGGGAGGUGCGACCACUGGGUCCACUCCAAGUGUGAGAACCUCACAGACGAGAUGUACGAGUUGCUGUCCAAGCUGCCAGAGAGCGUGGCCUACACCUGCACCAACUGUACGAAGCGUCAGCCGGCCGAGUGGAGGACGGCCUUGGAGAAGGAGCUACAGGGCUUGGUGCGCCAGGUCCUCACCGCGCUGCUCAACUCCCGCACCUCCACACACCUGCUCCGCUACAGACAGGCUGUGAUGAAGCCGCCUGAGUUGAACCCUGAGACGGAGAGUUUACCCACCCGACGCUCCCCCGAGGGGCCAGACCCCCCGGUCCUGACCGAGGUCGUGCCCCCCAAUGACUCGCCCCUCGACCUGGAGUCGGUGGAGAAGAAGUUGGACGCGGGGCGCUACAAGUCUGUGCUUGAGUUCAGUGACGACAUAGUGAAGGUCAUCCAGACGGCCAUCAACUCAGACGGCGGGCAGCCGGAGAACAGGAAAGCCAAUAGCAUGGUCAAGUCCUUCUUUAUCCGGCAAAUGGAGCGCGUGUUCCCUUGGUUCAAAGUCAAGGAGUCCCGAUUCUGGGAAACGCACAAAUUCUCCACCAACAGUGGCCUCCUCCCCAAUGCCGUGCUGCCCCCCUCCCUGGACCACAACUAUGCCCAGUGGCAGGAGCGCGAGGAGAUCGCCCGUGCCGAGCAGCCCCUCAGGAAGAAGAUCAUCCCGGCCCCUUGCUCCAAGACCCACUUAGAGCCAGACUCCCCCCCUCCGCCCAGACCUCUACUUCCUCCAACACUCCCUAUGCUCCACGACCUGAGCCGUGAAGACAGUCCUGAGCUGCUCCCACCCCCUGGCGUCAGCGACAACCGCCAGUGUGUGCUGUGUCUCAAGUACGGAGAUGAUAACAUCAACGAGGGCGGCAGGCUGCUGUACAUUGGGCAGAACGAGUGGACCCACGUGAACUGUGCCCUGUGGUCAGCCGAGGUGUUUGAGGAUGACGAUGGCUCUCUGAAAAACGUCCACAUGGCUGUGAUCCGAGGGAAACAGUUGCGCUGCGAGAACUGCCAGCGUCCCGGCGCCACAGUGGGCUGCUGCCUGACCUCCUGCACCAGAAACUACCACUUCAUGUGUGCCCGCCAGCGCCACUGUGUCUUCCUGGAGGACAAGAAGGUCUACUGCCAUCGCCACCGGGACCUCAUCAAAGGAGAGGUGGUGUCUGAGUCUGGCUUCGAGGUCACACGGAGGAUCCUGGUAGACCUGGAGGGGAUAAGCUUGCGGCGGAAGUUCCUCACCGGCCUUCAGCCGGAGAACAUCCACAUGAUGAUAGGCUCCAUGACAAUCGAUUGCCUUGGAAUACUGACUGAGCUCUCGGAUUGCAAGCGCAAACUCUUCCCCGUCGGCUACCAGUGUUCCAGGGUGUACUGGAGCACUCUAGAUGCCCGGAAGCGCUGUGUCUACACUUGCAGGAUCCUGGUGUGUCGUCCCACCGUGGUGGAGCCGGACCUAAAGAGUGCUCUUCCAGAGGAGAACCGCACCAUCUCCCACAGCCCUUUAACUCCCAUCUCAGAGAAAGUCCUGUCUCCAGUGCCCGAGCCGUUUGACUCCCUGAAGCCCUCCGACCGCCUGUCCCUGCUGCCCUCCAGCCCCAAUCCUCCUAAAGUUUACAAACGGAACAGGCACCCCAGCUACCCCCCGUGCCAGCGCUCCCCUGGCUCCAGACCACUUCCAUCCCCAGACGGUACCUCCCAGUCUGCCCAUGAGAUUGUGACAGUGGGGGACCCACUUCUGAGUUCCGGCCUGAGGAGCAUUGGCUCCCGUCGCCACAGCACCUCCUCCCUCUCCCCCCAGCCCAGACAGAAGGUAGUCUCCUCUUCACAGGCCGCUAUGAACCAAUUGGCCCGGCUCUUCUCUUCCGCCCCUCCCCUUCCCCUCUCCUCCUCCAGAGACCUGGGUCUGAGGGAGAAGGGGAAGCCACCUGCCACUGGCGUCCGAACGCAGGGCCGCGACACUAGUUCACUCAGCCCUGGAGGUCAACACAGCAGACACCACCACAGCAUCUCUGAGAUGAAGACAGACAGUGGGAAAGAAAGUGUGCCUGGCAAGCAGGCUGUGGGUGAGAACCCCAAACUUUCCCCAAAGGACCCAGAGAUGGCAGGAGCGAGCCAGGCCUCCCCACCACCAGGUACAGGUGUCCUGACAGGGCACCAAAGGGCGAGCAGCAGCAACUCCCAAGCAGAGAAGGGGAAGCAGGACGGGAAGGACCCAGACCUGUCGGCUGGCGUCACGCUCCUCUCCCGCCACCGCGUCACCACGACCCUGUCCAAGGACAAAGGUGGUGGUAGUAGUAACCUGGCCAAAGAGGGAGGUGAUACCUUGGCGCCAGCUUCUAAAGAUGCUGGAAAAUUGGGGUCUCCCCAGCCUCCGUUCCACAAAAGCAGUGGGAAGAAGUCCCAGGAUUAUCUGUCGGGAAAAGGCCCUGCCGCCGCCAUGAAGCCCCUGUGGUCGUCAGAGGCCAUGGCCGAGGAGGACGCCGUCAAACGGGGCUCCCAAGCCACCCCGGCUGUCCCCUCCUGCCACGCGGCCUCCACCACCAAAGACAAGCACUCCAAAGUCCAAAACAUUGACAGCAGAGAGGCAUCUGAAGAGUGGGAGAAGACUCCUCAGAACAGCAACAAGAACCCCAACAGUGCUAAAGAGACUGGUGGAACCACUAACGCUCCAACCCCAACUUCUCAGAACAGCAACAGCAAGGCUGCGACCCUCGGCAACAACACCAAAGCCAUUGGCAAGCAGGAGGUAGAAAAGCUGGAGAAUCAAGGAAGAGGGCGAUCUGCAAAGAGCAGGGAGAGAUUUUUGAGCCCUGAGAAGAACAGCUCCAGCCUAGAGACCAUAAAGCAGCCCAGGUUAGCCUCAGAGAGAAGCAUGAGGGCUUCGCAGGUUCAAGCAAGACUAACAGCCAACGACAUCGCCGCUGCUAGAGACAAGAAGCGGGCUAUAGUCAAGGCGUCCCUGACGCCGCUAAAGACCGACCCUAACGGGACCAACACCGUGAGUUCUUCCUCUGACUCCUGCAUCACCGCUUCCAUCUGUCCUGCAGGCCAGGAGGGUCCCCCCCAACGUAAGUCUUCCUGCUCCACGCUCUUCUCACCGUCAGCACGCUCCGAGAGCUCCGAGUCAAACAGCCCGGCAAUGCACCCUGAGGACUGCGAGGAGAAGCGCCUCCUGGCUCACUGCACCGAGGACGAGGGGACCAGCGACAGGGAUGACCAUGCCCUGCUGGAGGAGGAAGGCGGCGACAGGGAUAAACAUCACGAAGAUGACAGCGACUGCUCGGGUUCGACCAAGCGGCGUUACCCAAGGCGCAGCGCCAGAGCCCGCUCCAACAUGUUCUUCGGCCUGACGCCUUUCUACGGAGUGCGCUCCUAUGGAGAGCAGGAUAUCCCCUUCUACAGCAGCAGCGGGGACGGGCCCGGGAAGAGGAAGGCCGGAGGCAGCAGGCGCUCGGCCGAAGGCCAGGUGGACGGUGCGGACGAUAGGAGUACCACUUCCUCGGGGGACAGCGGAGAAGAAGAGGAAGGGGGAUUCAACCAGUGUUCCAACAAGGAUCCGUACUAUUACAACUUCACCCGCACCAUCAUCAACCCCGGCCCAGUGAUGCCCUCAAUCGAGGGGAUGGGCCAGUGCCUGGGGAGGGGCUCUCAGCUGCAGCGCUUCCUGAAGGAUGAGGCAGAGGAGGAGGAGAGGGUCGUUGCCGCUGUGGAUGAGGGUGUUCCCACCCGGAGCCUCCUGGGCCACCAGCAGAUCGGCCAGCUGGACGGCGUUGACGACAGCUCAGAGAGCGACGCCAGCGCAAGCACCAACACCACCACCACGGCCACCGCGGUGACUUCUUCCCACAAGAGCACGGGUAAGAAGAAGGGCAGAGAGAGGCACGCGGAGAAGCUGGAGCAUGACUCCAGGAAGGAGGCAGACAACAGCAGUGGAGGGGGUGGGAGCAGCGGUAGCAGCAGCAGCAACAACAUCCGAGAAGGGAGGAAGAGCCAGAAGGACAACUCCCUCCCUCUGGGCGGGGUGAAGUCGUCCCAGGGACAGGACCCCCUGGAGGCGCAGCUCUCACUUAACACUGACCUUAAGUCGGAGUCGGACAACAACAACAGCGACGACUGCGGCAACAUCCUGCCCUCGGACAUCAUGGAGUUUGUCCUCAACACGCCCUCGAUGCAGGCCCUGGGGCAGCAGCCUGAGGCCGCCUCCUCCGAGCUCCUCUCCCUGGACGAGGGCUACGGGGUGGGCGUCAACCGCCGCAAAGACAUCCUCUUUGAGGACUUCACCCAGCCGCUGGCCAGCACUGAGCCCGUGGAGAGUGGGGUGAGCACAUCCAUCUCGGUGGAAGAGCCGUACGGUCUACCUCUGGAGUUGCCCUCUGACCUCUCUGUCCUGACCACUCGCAGCCCCACGGUCAACAACCAGAACCACGGUGGCCUCAUCUCAGAGGGCUCAGAGUGCACCAUGCUGUCCCUGGCAGCCUCGGACGAGACAAUCGCUGAGAAAGGAGGCAUGGACAAGCAGCAGAGAGGAGGGGCCGGGGUGUCCCCUGAGAGCCAGCAGGAAGGAAGUGGAGGUAGCCGAGAAUCUCAGGUAAGAGAAGGUCACAUGACCCCGGAGCAGUUUGACCACAUCACCAGUCCCUCCCUGGGCGAAGUUGUAGAAGCAGGUAACCAGGAUCUGACCAGGAGUUCUGGGACCCCAGUCCUACCCAGCUCGCCCACCUUGCCUCUCCAGGGACAGAAGUACAUCCCUGCUCCAUCUUCAGUCAGUCCCGGACCUUCCCAUGUGGCCAGCACGACUGUCCUGACCACCUCUCAUUUAAAACCAGGACCAGAAAAACUCAUAGUGGUCAACCAGCAUCUGCAGCCCCUCUACGUCCUACAGACUCUCCCCAAUGGUGUCACUCAGAAGAUCCAGAUCAGGCCAUCGGUCAGCGCAACAGGAGUGAUGGAUACCAUGACUCUAACCACAGGGCUCACCACCGGGAUAACCACCUCCCAGCCCAUAUUUCCUGCUGGGGGUAAAGUGUUGGGCACCAUGCCCCAUCACCCUCAGAUCCAUACUUUCACCGGCACCACCCAGAUGGGCUUCCAGCCUGGCAUUCCCAGCACCACCUCCGGUCUCCUGAUCGGUGUGCCCUCCCACGAGCCCCAGAUUCUGGUGACUGAGGCCGGACGGAGGCAUGACCUGGCCCCCAACGUGACCAUCGUGUCCAGUGCCUCCAUCUCCACGUCCUCGGCUGUGAUCGCAUCUGGACACGGCAAAAAGCGACCCAUCUCCCGUCUCCAGCCGCGGAAGACCAAAAAACUGGCCCGCUCAAGGAGCCAGCCCACCCUGGGCCCGUCUGAGGUGAGACCCAACAUGACUCUGAUCAACCUGUCCUCGCCACAGAUGGCCCAGUCCGAGCUGUGCACCCUGACCACGGCCGCCACCACUUCUCACAGCAAGGUCCCCAACAUUAUCAAGAGACCCAAAUCGGGAGUAAUGUACUUUGAGCCCAUCCAGCAGAGGAUGCCUCUUCCCAGUGGGCAGCCUGGCAUCCUGGGCCACGCCUCCCCCACCCACCUGCUGCCCUGCACAGUCUCAGGGCUCAACCCCAACCAGUCAGCAGUGCUGAACAUGGUGUCCAUGGCUCAGCCCAGCGGGCCCGGAGGCCUCAUCACGCCAGGCUCUGUCUCUCUCAGCACCCCGGUGCUCAGCUCCACUGAAAUUGCAGGACCCAUCAACAGCCUCCUCUUAAAAGCCAGCCCACACAACCUGGGCCUUCCGGAGCAGCAGAUGCUGCUCCAGUCUGGAGCUCCUCUGAUGUCCCAGCUGUGCAGCCCCGUCCAGCCCUCCAUUGCCAGCAGCAUCUGCGUGCUUCCCUCUCAUCAGACCAUCAGCAUGUCUGUCAGCCAGCAGGUGGACCCGGAGAGCGACCCCUUCCAGCGGCAGCAGCACCCACCAAAUGCCAGUGGACAACCUGUGGCUUCGGCCCCCAGCCCGGUCCAACAGGAUUCCAACAAGGGACACAUGGUCGGAGUGCUCUCCCAGAGUUUCAGCUCUCAAUGCUCACACACCAUGCCUAAAUCCAGGUCCUCAGAGCAGAAACAAGAGCUGAAGUGUAGCGCUGCAGUAACGGCAUCCACGUGCUCGGGGAAAGGCAAGCAGAAAGCCAAGCGGACAAGGCACAGUCCAGACAAGGCCAGCGGGAAGAAACACAAGGGUUGGCUGGCAGAGCCUCCUUGGGAGAUGCAGGGCGAUCGGCCCACCUCCGCUCCUGGGUCUAGAGAGCCAGUCUCUCCCGAGCCUAUGGACACAGGCAAGCCCAGAGAGAGGGACACCAGCAAAAAUGUUUAUUCUGCCAAGUCUGCUGAACCUCCUGCACUAACCAGUAAAACCAGUGAGUUCCCUGAGGAGAAAAGCAAGACCACCGCUGGUUCUCUACUGGGGGCCACCCCUGACCAGGAGGGUAGCUGCAGGGACUCUUCUAUAGACAGCAAGCCCAAGAAGGGACUCAUCUUUGAGAUCUGCAGCGACGACGGCUUCCAAAUCCGCUGCGAGAGUAUCGAAGAGGCCUGGAAGUCCCUGACAGAUAAAGUCCAGGAGGCCCGCUCCAAUGCCAGACUCAAAGAGCUCUCCUUUGAAGGAGUGAACGGCCUGCGGAUGCUGGGGGUCCUCCACGAUGCUGUGGUGUUCCUGCUGGAGCAGCUGUAUGGUUCCAGGCACUGUCGCAACUACCGCUUUCGCUUCCACAAGCCCGAGGAGGCCGACGAGCCCCCGAUCAACCCCCAUGGCUCGGCCCGCGCCGAGCUUAACCACAGGAGGUCUGUGUUUGACAUGUUCAACUUCCUGGCCUCCAAGCAUCGCCAGCCUCCCGAGUACAACCCCAACGAGGAGGAUGAGGAGGUGCGGCUCAAGCCUGCUCGCCGGGCCACCAGCAUGGACCUCCCCAUGCCCAUGAGGUUCCGACACCUGAAGAGAACGUCCAAGGAGGCGGUGGGGGUUUACAGGUCAGCCAUACACGGCCGAGGGCUGUUCUGCAAGCGGAGCAUCGACGCGGGGGAGAUGGUGAUCGAGUACUCGGGCAACGUCAUCCGCUCUGUCCUCACUGACAAACGGGAGAAGUACUACGGCGGCAAGGGUGUUGGCUGUUACAUGUUCCGCAUCGACGACUAUGAAGUGGUGGAUGCCACCGUGCACGGCAACGCCGCCCGCUUCAUCAACCACUCGUGCGAGCCCAAUUGUUACUCACGUGUCAUCAACGUGGACGGGCAGAAGCACAUCGUCAUCUUCGCAACACGCAAAAUCUACCGCGGUGAGGAGCUCACCUACGACUACAAGUUUCCCAUCGAGGAGCCGGGCAAUAAGCUUCCAUGCAACUGCGGAACCAAGAGGUGCCGGAAGUUCCUCAACUAGCCCCCCCCACUCUGAUGUGUGAUGGGAGUGGUGUUAGCGGUCCCCUCGACUAGCACGAAGCCAUCCAUGCACUGCCAGGUCUUAGAGUGCAGAAUGAUGCUUCCAGUACUGCGCUCCCUUGUUGCUGUAAGGCUUGGGAAGAAAGGUGAGCUACGGACUGGGUUAAGUUUGAUACGAGCAGGUCUCUGUUUUGGGGAGGGACAUUUUUGAAAGAGAACAACUUAUUGUUGUGCCUCUUUGGUGGUUUUACUUUUGGAUCGGAUGGUUUCAGACUCUGGGAAGUCAAAGGAAAUGGUAACUGUGUAAGAUUAGCAAUGUUUUAAUGUUUUCCGUCUCUGAAUGAUACACAAAUUGCCCUUUUCAUUCUGAAUUUUAACAUCACCUCACAUUUUUAUUUUUCUAGAUUAUAUCUCAAUUCUGUGUGAGCAUAGAAUCCAUUGAUUAUGUUAAACACAAUAAUAAUUUCCACCUUGUAAGUUCCAUUUUUAACACCAAAGUGCAAUUUGUGGAAGGGAAUUUUCUCUGCAUUUUAGAAAAAGAACGAGGACGUAUUAGAACUGAUCAGAGGGCGCUUUUCUCUUGGCCUCAUCUGUUUAUACACAUCUGCCUGUCGGAAUGUGCAUCCUGUGUAGCCUUCGGAGUAUCUCGCGAUAUCAUAAAGAAUUGCUUGGGGCUGCUAUGCUGUGUGUUCAGCCACUGUAAAUAGUUCCCCAUGCCUGUCCAGAGCAACAAGUCGCAAGAUGUGUUCGGAAGAGCAACACUAGAGGGAGCUUUAGUCAAAGCGAUAGAAAGAAAGAGGCCGGUAGAUUAUUUCUUUUCAAGUGUUAUGUUGUUAUUGAUAAUUAAUGAUAACCGCGUGUGUACUUGUAGAGACGUUGUCGAAGUCGGUCGGUGGUCAUUGGAUAAAGUCGUGACUAGCAAGCUACGCUGAGAUUCUGGUGGACUGACAGCUGAGGGGUGAAUUUUUGUUUUUUUGCCUUAGUAAAUGUUAUUGUUGGUUUUGUAUAGGAAAAUGAUAAAGGCAGAGCCAUCGAUUUGUAUCGCAGGUAUGCACACAUUGUCUUUUGAAAUUAGGUUAGAACAGAGUCCGGAAUUACAGCAAUGAGAACCAAAUGUCACCCCCACCCCUCCGAAUCUGAUUUCCCUUUAAUCCCAUUUUAAGUUCAAAGUUAUUCUUAUUAUGGCCGAUUUCACGAAUUACUGUUGCAAAGGAAUUGUCUUUUUUAUUUGCGUCGAACCGAGUCGUUUGAAGUUUUGUCUCCUCUGUCCCUUUUUUUUUAUGGGCAGAAAAAUAUCACACUUGCUUUGAGAAUGUAAAUAAUAUGUAUAUUUUUCUAUACAAACGACUAAAAAGCACUCGCUAGUGAAUAGCACUUAAUGUUAUAAAAUUGUAUUUAUAUUUUUAAGAAAUCGUAUUUAUUUUAUUGCCAUUUUUGUAGGAAAUAGAGGUUUACAAACACUAACGCUUGUGCUCGAUAUUUUUAUUGAGCUGCCUUUUUCCAAGCUGUUUUUUUUUUUCGUUGGUGUUUUAAUUUUAUUUGUAGCCUGAAUGUUUCUUUUUGGAUUCCAAAGACUGAAGCUGUCGCUCCCUGCUGAGCCCAGUCCACCAGUAGCUCUAUUUGCCAAUCUGUCAAUCAAGGACAUUUUUAAGGACUGCCUGUUAGUAGCAUGGCAUUGUUAUAUGCACUUGAGGAAGUCCAUUUGAGUGCUGGUCUAUUAGAGUAGCUGUCUGAACUCCUUUUUCCAGCCUUAAUUCCACACUACGCUGAGGCUCCAGCCAGUCCAUUCAGACUUGGGGCUGCUCACUGUGCGUAAUUCGUUCACUUUCAGCUUAAAAAAAAAAUAUAUAUUUCUCUACAAAUUUCAACAUCUCCCUUUCGGGAUCAAACGCACUCCAAAAUCUGCUAACUGUAAGGACAUAAAACACAGUUAACGCCACAUCAGUGCACCAAGGUUCCCCAUGGAUUGUACCUCCAUGGUUUCCUUCUGUCAGUGUUGCUUUCAUAUUAAUACUGUCAACGUUUCAUGUUUCUACUCGACUCCCUCAAAGUACAGCAUUUGUUUCAUGGCUUUUACAUGAGACCGGCUACACAUGGAAAGCUUUUUUUAGAAGCUCAGUAGAAGCUGAUUUAAGUUAGAAGAGGCUAAGCGUUACCAUUAACCACAAUGCAACCUAUGUAGGAGUUUGUCCGCUCGCUUGAUCUCUCGCUUUGCCUUUGCUGUAACUGAGCAUGCUUCGUUUAGAGAACUCUCGCUCGUAAAUUGACAGUUGUAGUCCCAGUUUUGGUGGGACAUCGGUGAACAAAAAGUGACUAGGUUGAUGACAGGCAUGUAUUUCCUUGCAUACCUCGAACAAAGCUCACCAAAUUGCUGCUUUGUGCAACUCUGGCUCCAGUUGUCCUAUAGUGAGCCACUUCAGGCCAGUGACUUUAUUUAUGUUUUUGGUUUGUAAUCCAUUUUUCCUCAUACUCUGUUGACUUUAUCUUGUAAGGCCGUCGCAGAAUCUCUCCAACCCUUACCCUGCCCAGGCUGUGAAGUGAAACAAUAACUUUGCCAACACAUUGUACUUCAACUGUGACAGAGGCACUGACUUAACAUGGGGAAACAACUUUCUACACGUGUAAACCCAAUGCGUUCCUAUGUUUAAAAACCACAAGCACAGAUACUGUUUAAGCUCCCUUAGGAAUUGUGGCCCCCCCAGCAAAGUGCACUUCUGCUCGACCUUCCCCCCCCCAAAGUGUGUUAGGGACGUUCAGAGUGCAGGGACCACUCUGGAGGCCAACAGUGAACACUCCUCCACCUUGCAGCCUGGGUUUUGCCAGCUAAUUCAGGGAUACAGUUUUGGUUCAGCUCUCGCUGUCCUCCUAUCCUGGCUAGCCUUAAGGUGAGGCACAGGGUCAUGCUGAAUUCUGCUGCUGUGUCUUUAAUGAAUGUGUAUACAAAAACUGAAUUGUGGUGAUUUCUGAUAUCAACUACUUUUUUUUUUUUUUUUUAACCCCACAAAGACCUGACUGAAAGAUGACCUCACAGGACAGUUUGUUUCAUUUCAGAGGGGAAAUGAUUGAGGGACAGCAUUCUAAAUUAGCAUUGAAAGGUCACACUGAAUAAACUAACAGCCUUCAAAGAUGGCUUUGGUAAUCCUUUUACAAAUUCCAAAGGCUCCGACUCCUCUAUAGAUCCAAAGCAGUGAAGUGUCAGAUGUUUUUAGAACAGCCCAUUAGUCAAGUGUUUUAAAUGGCAGACUUUGUUGUUUCUUGGACUUCAUAAUACCAUGCCACACCAGUGGCCCUUGUCCUUCACUUGUAAUUAUGAUAUCUAUAUCGAAAUAGUAACAUGUACUUCAGCAUCUAUACAAUAUACAGAAUGGACAGACAAACUUAGUUACAGUAGCAAACAGCAGGUUUAUAAUGGUUCAUAGCAGUGUUCAAUGUACUCUAAUGGUUUUGUGUUACAGUAUCAGUUUAGAAUAACUAACGUACAUUUUUGUAUAUUGAUAUCCAGUAACAGGUUUCCUGUGUAUGUUCCUUUUGGCGGGAGCUUUGCAGUUUCUUUUUUUCUUCUCGAAAAUAAACAGUAUUUAUGUCAUGAUGUAUAAAGUGGUUCCGAACUUCUUGAGGUCAGCCAUUUUAUUUUGUGUUUUGAUUGUUGUAGUGAAUGUUUUUUUUUUUAUUCUUUGUACAUUUUUAACAGGGAUUUUAGACUACCUACUUGAUUGUGGUAUGAUUGAGUUUGUGGAGACCAGGAAAAAACAAAUCCCACCAAUGUUAUUUUACCCUCUUCCAUGUCUCCCUCACCACCCCUCUUCGGGAAGCUUUGGUUGUACUUAUCAUGUACUAUUUUAUAGAAAGUGAUGAUGAAAAUAAGUUUUAUUUAUUUAUUUUGUGUAUUGGAACGUCCAUGAAUUUAUUUACAGGUCAAGGUAGUUGCUGGAACCUGCUUGAAAGAUGUUGGGGGUGGGUAAAAAUACUCAACUUUAUUUGUAAUUUUAUAAUUGUUCCUUGUGUAUAGAACUUGUCAGUCUGAGAUGAGACGCGGCAUCAAGGAGUUGGCGGUAGGACUUGGAAAUGGUUAAACGGCACUCUUCCUAUGCCUUGAAUAUACCUUUGUCUUAUUAACACCUUCCUCCUGAACUCCAUGAGAAAUAAUGAUAUUUUUCCCUGUUGUACAUCAGUGUUCUCUCAUGUGUCACAGAAAUGAAGGAAAGUUGAACCACAUGAGUAAACUACUUAAGGUUGAAUGUAUAAUUAGGAAACAAAAUUGUACAUAACUGUAAAAAGAAAAGUUUCUAAUCAUGUUUAUUUUCUAUGCACUUUUUUUAUUUAAGUGAUAGUUUAAAUAAUAAACAUGUCUCGUUUACUCUUU